This is a messenger RNA of Pan troglodytes (chimpanzee), 447 nucleotides long. RefSeq names its product large ribosomal subunit protein eL37-like. The record is from RefSeq and is a predicted model, not a curated record. NCBI's taxonomy places the organism in Eukaryota, Metazoa, Chordata, Mammalia, Primates, Hominidae. The coding region runs from base 1 to 447 and encodes 148 amino acids. Gene Ontology annotation, cellular component: cytosolic large ribosomal subunit; ribosome. Gene Ontology annotation, biological process: translation. The transcript is spliced from 2 exons. Gene Ontology annotation, molecular function: structural constituent of ribosome; RNA binding.
AUGUCUGCCGCAGUUCUUCCUUCCGUGGUUGUGGGAAUCCAUUUGCACCCAGGGAGCGCGCAUUUUGCUCCUCUCCUCUGCAUCACAAGCUUUUCUGGGGUAGCUCCCAUGGAUCUGCUUGGUGCUAUCAGUGACUAUCACCAAGCCAGACUGUUUAAUUCAGAAACAGAACCGUUUGGAAAGUGUUGCAAUAGGACACACACAUUGCGCCACCGCUGUGGCGUGAAGGCCUACCACCUUCAGAAGUUGACCUGUGGCAAAUGUGGCUACCCCGCCAAGUGCAGGAGGACGUAUAACUGCAGUGCCAAGGCUAAAAGACAAAAUGCCACCAGGACUGGCCGAACGAGGCACCUAAAAAUUGUACACCACAGAUUCAGGCAUGGACUCCAUGAGGAAACAACACCUAAACCAAAGAGGGCAGCUGUUGGAGCACCUCGAUCAGCUUAA